UUAAAAAUUUUGUGUUUUUAUUUUUGUUUAUGUUUGCAUAUUAUUUAUUAUUUUUUGUUUACAUUGCACAAAAAUUGAACCAAUUUAUUGUUUAUAUUUUUAUGAAGUGUUUGUAAUAUUCAAGAGAACAACUCCAAAUCUCGUUUCCAAAUGGACUUUGAUUUAUUCGAAGUAGAAGACGAUGACAUAUUUUCAUCUCUCUGUAUUGCUCCAACACAACCCGACCUAGCCAGCAAUCCUAUUCCAGAAUUUAAUUGCACUGGAGAAGAUUCAACCAAUGUGCAGUUCUCAACUGAUUCCUUUGUCAAAAAUCUAUUUGCAUUGAAUCAGAAGAACGCUGCCAUCGAUGAAAUAUCUUUGUCUUCCUAUGGUUUUCAACAUGCAUCUUUACAAACCACUUUAGUUCUUAAUUGUGUAGUUGGAGAAGUAAGAAUGUCCAUUCAAAACUUAAUGGCAAGUCUAAAAAAUCCAAUUGAAACAGAUGAUGGACUUUCGUACUAUCAACGAAGAAGGCAAGUGACCUUGUUCUAUCAUUUGAUUCUUGCCAAAAACUCUGAAAUGCAUUGGUCUCUUGUGGAACAGCAUUUAUCUAGUUUGAGACACUUGCUAAAUCGAAUAACAAGCAAAGAUGUUUUGAAAUUGAUUUACAUUGCUAACAGUUCUAAGGGAAAUGAGACAAACACAUCGGCAUAUCAUUUUCUUCAUGGAUGUCUCGAAUGGAAGCUAUUGGAUCUCUUUAUUUUACAACAAACUCGUUUGGAACUGUCUGCCGAAUCAAAUAACGAGGCUAAAUCUUCAUUGUUUGACACUCAAUUGGAAAGAAUCUUCGACGAUCUGACAAUUUGUUCGAUAUUUUUGUACAAAAAGAAAAAAACAACUGAACUUUUAUUCUCAUCGCCAUUCCCUUGUACAUGCAUCAAAGAAACUUGGUUGGUUUUGCAGAUAUCGAUUGAGAAAUGGCAAGGCGAAAACUUUUGGAAGCUCUUCAAUCGAACUUUGGAUAAAUUUAAAUCCAAAUCAGAUGAAUUUGGUUUGACACCACAAAGUUUUGCUGAAUUUACAAUUUGGAUGAUAAAGGCUCUCAUGAGAUUGCAAGGAUAUCGUUCGAAUGGUGUAUUUGAGGGACCACAUUAUCCAAGAGUCACAGAAAACUAUGAACAACUCGAAAAUACAGUUCAAAUAUUUUUCAGUUCAAAUCCAAAUGAGGAACAAACGAGGAUAUUUAUUUGUAUGCUUAUGCCAAUUGUACUGGAAUGGUGGAAACCAAAAGUAAAUAUUCCAAUGAUAUUGUGGGAACAUUUUCACAAAAAAUUGAAUUCAUCAUUUUUUGUUUCUGGAUCAGCGCCAUCGAAUUUGGCUGUUUCAAGCAUCUCUGGCAAAGGAUAUCUCGAUAAAUCUCGUUCAUUGCUUAACCAAUGCGUUCCUGAUGCAAAUCUUUCUAGUUUUUCUCUCUUCACAAUUGUAAUUGGCAAAACUAUUGAAAGAUUAAAUCAAAUCGAACAAACAAAUCAAACUCAAAAGUUACUUGGAAGAAUCUAUUCAAAGUUUAGUUUAGCCAAAUUCUUGGCCCUGAAUGAAACUGGAAUUCAUCAUUUAAACGAAUUGUUUUUGUCUUUGGCUUUAAGCGGUGAUUUUAAUGAUAUCGCACCUAAACUACGAGAAAAACUUUUAUCAAUUUCAUUAGACAAAGUAGUGGCCAAUAGACAAAUAGCAGUUGCUAAAGGUCAUAUUGCCCUGUUGAUUUUAUUUUCUGAAAAACAAUGCAAUAUUUCUGAAUAUGCUUCAAAACUAUUACAACAAUUAGGAAGUAUUAGAAACGAUGUAGCUGUUUCAAAAAUAAUCGCCGAUGGACUAUUGGAUAUUUUCAAAAAUGCACAAGAUUUUGAUAAAGGAGAAAAUGUUUUAAUUGAUUCUUGGAUUCCAAAUUUCUUGAAUGCAUGUACACCAGCAGAACAAGAGCGGUCACUUGAAGCUUUACAUUUAAUUUUUGACAAAAUCAAGAAAAAUUCACAUCUCAUAUCAGGACGAGAUCGUCUUUGUCAUAUUCAAGCCUUAAUCAAAUCCUUAAAUGCUCAUAUUUUGCCAUAUGUAAAACAAAACUUUAUGACUAGUUUUUCACCAUGGAUUCCAAGACUAGCUGCUGAAUUUUGCAUUUUAGCCACCACAAACGAACAAGGUGGUUUUCUCAAGAAUUAUAAAUUCUUUAUCGAUGCAGCGACUAGUAAUCGACAAGCGGUUCCUAAGUUUCUACUGACCAUCUUGGAAUCGGAAAAAUCAAACCUUGUCGACUCUUCGACAAUAGUUCAAGUUUGGUUGAGAAGCUUGAUACAACUUUCAGCUAACAAUGAGGAUGUAGUAAACCUCACGGGUAUUGUAUCGCGUCUUGAAGAAUUUCAUUACGUGACUGAUAUAAUCGAUAGCGAAUCGUUAAAAUCCAAGGAACCUCUUUGUGUAUUUGUGUCGGCUGUGGGAAAAUGCUUUGAUUCAUGUACAGAUCCAAACCGGAAGAGAGCUAUAAGUGACAAAUUUAAUGCCUAUCUCAACUCAUUUGAAAAGUGGGUCCCAGAUAAGAAUGAAAAGUCUGAGGUUAUGUUUAGAUUUUACAGCUUUAUAGCAAUUGUAGUAUACAAUUGCGCAAAUAUUGUUUAUGCAAGGUCGAAAAUAACAUGCUUCUUUCAUGUGGCCUUAACUCGUUUUAUCCUGCCAACAACAAUUCAAAUGGGGAAACCACCCGAGGGCAAACUUGAUCAUGUGAUACAUAAAGUAUGGCCAGUUCUUGCCCAAGGUAUUGGUCGGCUUAAUUUCCGCAGUGAUCCAUACAUAACCAAGACUCUAAAUGACCUAGUAGCGAAAUGGACUCCACAUUUUAAAAUUUCCCCAAAUUCCAAGAUAGUUGCACGUCCAUUUGUUGCUUGUUUAAAAGGCGACAAUGAGAGUCUGUCACUUUUUGUAUUCGAAAAGUUGACUUCUUUAUUUUUGGCUACACAACGAAGACAGGCCGAUCCGAAUGCAUGUUUGGUGAUAACAAUUUUUCAAGAAGUUGUUGAUGCUGUUGAAGAUGAUGAGAGCAGAAUGCUUGUAGUUCUUAAAGCCAGUUGUUUGACUGUUCUUGAGCACACGAUGAUGGUGGAUGAGAUUAUACCAAGUCAUGGGUUGAUGUUGGAUUUGCUAAGGAAAAUUGUCAAGAGUAGUGCUUUUGAGAAGUCUGUUGCUAUGAGAUCUCUUAUAGCUGAACACAUGAGAAUAAUUGCUAAAAGACAUUUGGCUUAUUAUACGUUUUUCUAUUUUGAAUUGCUGAUGAAAAUUGUUAAUAUUUGUUGUCCUCUAGUUGAGGAUGUAAUGGAGUAUUUGCUGGAAGAGAUAGCUGUGGUAGAAGCAAAGAGGGGUGGUGGUGAAGAUAAUCGAAUAAGGACAUGUGUUGAAAAACUGAAAGGAGCAAUUGUCGCUGCAAACAAAAGAUAACUAUUUUUUUUUUUUUUAAUUUAGUGUUACGGUUAUGUUUUAAGUUAUAUUUUUUGUCAAAUAAAUAUUUAAUUUUUUUAUAACGCUCAA
Messenger RNA from Episyrphus balteatus (marmalade hoverfly), 3552 nucleotides. RefSeq names its product protein MMS22-like. Gene Ontology annotation, cellular component: nuclear replication fork. The transcript has 18 exons. The record is from RefSeq and is a predicted model, not a curated record. Lineage: Eukaryota; Metazoa; Arthropoda; Insecta; Diptera; Syrphidae. Bases 151 to 3462 code for a protein of 1103 amino acids. Gene Ontology annotation, biological process: double-strand break repair via homologous recombination; replication fork processing.